AUGCAGUGCAUCUCAUUUUCUGCGAUGCCUGCAACUCAGGAGACGCCGAGGAAAGACAAGAUACCAAGAUUGGGACGAAACUCUUCGUUUCCGCUAAAGUUACACCAACUGUUGUGCUACGCAACGGCAAACAACUUGGAGGAUAUUAUCUGCUGGUCUGGUGACGGCAAAGGGUUUCAUGUGUUGGAUCCCAAUGAGCUAAUGAAGCGAAUUGCGCCUCUUUUCUUUCCCAACCAAGCAAGGUUCCGUUCAUUUGAAAGGAUGCUCAACAUUUGGGGAUUCCAAAGGGAGAGUGCUCCUAGGAAAACAAAAAGUUUCUGGUGCAAUCCUAAUUUUCAGCGCCAUCGGUCAGACCUAUGUCGAUACAUGACGCGGAUUGAAAACAAGGGAACCAAAAAACGAAUACCCACAGGACCAAGCAGCUAUGGCUUUGUGAAAACCAAAGUACAAAACUCGCAGAAACAAGUGAGAAAACUGCACUCGGCUCUCAAGUUCCUUUCUGAUGAGACGACAUUGGAAAAAGAGGAGCAUUGCCAAAGCUUGACACAAAGCAAGGGCACCAAGACACGAUUACCUCUCAAGAAACGAGAAAUGCUCUCGGGAGAGCAAGGUUGUAAUAACGAAGAAAGCAGAGCCAGACAACUUUCUUACGAAAAAGCAAUCACGUCAAGCCCCGCUCAGAGUCUCCAGGAAAUGAAGAAGGCCACCAGCAUUGUGGCAACCGUUCCUUGCACAAGGCAGCAGGAUAAACCUGUAUGCUACUCCGAAUCCAGCAGGCCUUUCAGCUGCAACCGAGAUGAGGAAAUGGAACACUCAUCAACUGCUGCUUGCCACCAACAACCAAAGCCAGCUUCGAAAGAGAGGGCAACUUUUGUGCGAAGGCGAAUACUCCCAACAAGGACAAGAUCUAAGCAAUCCGACUUUGAAGAGCUGGCGGCUUUCCAGAGAUACUUCUCAUCACGUUACUGUCGCAACACAGAACCCCAUUAUCAGAAGGCAGUCCCGAACCGUGGGAGAAACUCGAUAUCCAAUGGGAUUCUUUCGAAGGAACCACCUUCAGGCCAACGGACAUCUUCUCUGAUCGAUGAGGAAAACACAUGCGGAGAAGCUGAUUUUGGAAGGCUCCUGCAGAGCGGCUCUACUACAGAAAAGAAGAAGUCUCACAUUGAAGGUCAGUUUGACGAUGCACCCGAUGAUUCCGAUGAUUGA
Cylindrotheca closterium is the source of this 1209-nucleotide messenger RNA. Lineage: Eukaryota; Bacillariophyta; Bacillariophyceae; Bacillariales; Bacillariaceae. The record is from the annotation of a GenBank genome assembly.